Molecule: messenger RNA, 1022 nt
Organism: Lasiosphaeria miniovina
Lineage: Eukaryota; Fungi; Ascomycota; Sordariomycetes; Sordariales; Lasiosphaeriaceae
Exons: 1
Coding region: 137-922 (261 amino acids)
Source: RefSeq, a predicted model, not a curated record
GCGGCUGCUAGGGCUCGCGGCCGUCAACCUGGCGCUUGAGGCGGCCGUCGAGGCGGGCGCGUCGCUCGGCGUCGCCGCGCUGUUCCAGAUCCCCGCCGUGUUCCGCACGUCGACCACCCUCCCGCUGCCCUGGCAGAUGGUCAAGCACGUCGCGCUGCUGUUCGCCGCCCGCGAGGUCCUGACCUACUACAUCCACCGCCACGUGCUGCACGGCCAGCCGCUGUCGCCGACGGUGCCCACGUGGAAUCUGCGCCAGAAGCAGGCGUCAAAGACGCACAAGAAGAAACUCGGCGGUGGCGGCGGCCACGGGCGCAUCGCCACGAUGCACGACGGGUGCGCGCACGCGCACGCCACGCCCUUCUCGCUCCUGCUCAUGGCCGACCACCCGCUGCCGUUCCUGCUGCACCGCUUCGUGCCGCUGUACGUGCCGGCGCUGGUCGUGUCGCUGUGGUCGUCGUCUUCUCUCUCGCUGACCAGCAUCUUCAGCCGCAACAGCGGCAACUUCCUGAGCAACACGUUCCUCAGCAGCGACAGCGGCGGCCUGCACAUCCUAACGUACCUGCUCUUCGUGGGGCUGUGCACGGCCGAGGAGACUUUGGCCAUGUCGGGCUACACGGUGGUGCCGGGCAUAAUCCUCGGAGGCAUUGCGCGGCGCAAUGCGCUGCACUACGCGCGGCCGGGCGCGGGCAACUUCGGCUGCUGGGGGGUGCUGGACUGGGUGCACGGCACCAGCCUCGGCAAGGACGUCAUGGCUGACUUGCACGACGAGGCCGAGAAGCACAACCUGAAAGGCAGGAGUGCGCGCGCGGCCAGCGGCGCCGGAAACAUGGUCACAGAUGGCAUAGACGGGCUGCGCCGCAGCGCGAGGUCGUCCAAGGGCCGGCGGAGGAGCGCAAAAGGGAAUAACAGCGAGAGCGAUUAGUGAUCUCAUCGAUGCUACUCUCUGCUCAUUCCUCUCCACCGUAUCCCACAAACGGUCGUUGGGCCUCUUUUCCUCCUGUUCUCUCUCUCUCUCUCUCUCU